UCGUUUCUCCUUCUCGGUGAGCUAUAAACAAAGACAGGGCAGUAUAUAAGCAAUGACUCUCCUAAAGCGAAUCAAGCCACACAAGCAGACUCUACAUCUUCACCAUGUUGUGUUACUGGGGAGAAGCUGUAAAACCGGACGGGUUUGGCUUAGUGAAGGCUGACAGCGUGAAAUUCACGGACACUGGCAUUGGAUACUUUUCUCCCAAAUCCAGGAUCAGGGAUGUGUCUCCUGGGAAGAGUCUGGUGGGAUUUAUCCGGGGGGAUGGAAAUGCAUCUGUCAUGAGACUGAACACCAGAGAACCUGUCAAGUCUGGAAAACUAAAAACAUUAGACCAGAUGAAAGACAAAAUCAGACUGAUCAGCUGUGGUGAUGUUGAUGCUGUCCUUCUGGCAUAUGGAGACAGAAUACUUUCUGUGGAGAAAUCUAAUGUUUGCAGGCCCAUCAAGGAGCUCAGCAGUAAAACUGUAAUUCAGGUUGCAUGUGGAGACCAGCACUUCAUGGCACUGACAAAUGAUGGUCAGUUGUUCACGUGGGGUCAGAACUCGAGCGGUCAGCUGGGUUUGGGGAAAGGUGAGCCGAGCUCUCUGUCUCCUCAGCCUCUCAAGUCUCUGUGUGGGAUCCCACUGGCUCAGAUCAGCGCUGGAGGAGACCACAGCUUCGCCCUGUCUCUCUCUGGAGCCGUGUUCGGCUGGGGCAGGAACAGCGCCGGGCAGCUGGGCCUGGGACAUACGGAGGACGUGUACAGUCCAACCUGUGUGAAUAACCUGAGCCAAAAGAAAACGAUUUCCAUCUCAUGUGGAGAGGAACACACUGCUACUUUGUCAAAGGGAGGAGCAGUUUUCACGUUCGGAUCAGGUCGUUACGGGCAGCUUGGUCAUAACACAUUUAAAGAUGAGCUUCAGCCUCGUGUGGUUACUGGGCUCUGGGGUAUAAACGUGUCCCAGAUCACAUGUGGGAGGAAUCACACUCUGGCGCUGGUUGAAUCGUCAAACACAGUCUACUCAUUUGGAUGUGGAGAACAAGGACAACUGGGAAAUGGGCAGAGGACCAAUCAGUGUGUGCCACUUCCUGUACAGCUGCCACCAGCGGCAAAUAACAGCCAUACAGUCGAGAGCAUCAUUGCUGGCGGGAAUCAAUCCUUUGUCUUGUGCUCUUCCCAGAAAUCUGAUGUGCCUGACCAAAGGAAGGGGAUUGUGACAUUAGGAGACAAAAUGAUUCACAGAUGGGUGUCCGAGUGUGAAUCAAAACAGUGGAGGACAAUCAAAAAGGAAAUAAAAAGAGUUUUCUCAUCUCCAGCUUGUAUAAAUGGAAGCUUCAUUAUAAAAAGUUGUGAUGGACAUUACCAAACAUCCACGCACGUCUCUGGUUUGGAUUUGGACUCAGUGAAAACUGCUUUUGAGCGGUUGGCCGAGAAGGAGAGGGUGCUGUUGGAGGUAGAGAAGGUGGUAGAGAAAGAUCUUCUCCCCUCUCUGGGCUUCACUGUUGCUGGUGUGGAGGCUCUGAGGGUUUUCCUCAUCCUGCCUGAACUCCUCCGGGUGCUGAAGAAACAAGGACAUGAGACAAAGCUCACAUCAUAUGCUUCUGCCAUUUUAAAUCUGGAUUCCUGUACGCGUACAGUUUUAGAGAACCUCUGGUCUGAACUCCCCGAAACCUUCCUCAAAACAUUAGUGGAACUUUUUCACACUUCAGUUGCAGCAAUGAUAUCUAAAGUGACAUAUGACUAUAGACAAAAAAUCGCCAUGGAUACACCAUUACGUAAAUCAGUGCAAGUCCUCCAGAUGCUCUACAAGGCUACCUGCAGGAACCAAAGAGAAAUCACACCUGGAGAUUUCAUCAUCUAUGAGAUCAAUGAGCUGUUUGACAUGUUAUAUGCUAUUCAGAAGGACAUCGAUGAGUUUUAUGGGGGUUUUGUUUGGUAUGGAGACCUUAAUGUGACGGUGGCAGAAAAACAGCACCAUAUGAACACCUUAAAGCUUCUGAGCUCAUGCCCUUGCAUCUUUACUCUGGAGGCUAAAUAUGGCCUUCUAAAGUUCAGAGAACCUCGGGGACCCUUUAGAAUGGAGUUAAGACGCACUGCACUUCUGGAGGACUGUUUCCGACAGCUGAGGGCCGCGAGCGAGCAAGCGCUGAAGGGCUGGCUGCAGGUGGUGUACUGUGAGAACUUCGAAAAGAGCGACGUCUAUAAGAGGGACUUCUUUCACAAUGCAUUUAAGAUGCUGUUGGACGCAGAAUCGGAAAUGUUCAUGUACAAUGACACAAAAACAUUGAUCUGGUUUCCUGUUGAGCUCAGUUUACCAGAGGAGAGAUACUUUGUUCUCGGAGUCCUGUGUGGGCUGGCCUUUUACAACAACAGUGUUGUGCACAUGCCCUUUCCUUUAGCCCUGUUUAAAAAACUUCUCGACAUCAGACCUUCUCUGGAGGAUUUUGCUGAGCUGAGUCCUAUCGUAGCACAGAGUUUGCAGUACUUACUGAACUACAGUGAUGACGAUGCUGAUAACAUGUGCAUGAUCUACACUAUUGUGUGGAACAACAGAGAGGUUGAACUGGAUCCAGUUGAGCCUGGCAAAGCUGUGACAAGCUCAAACAAAAAGGUGUUUGUGGACGCGUAUGUGGAUUACGUGCUGAACAAGUCAGUGGAGAAGGCGUUUAAUGAGUUUAAGAGGGGCUUCUACAAAGUGUGUGACAGAAACGUGGUGAACGUCUUCCAGCCGGAGGAGCUCAGAGGAGUGAUGUUGGGCUCAGAGGAAUACGACUGGGACGUACUCAAAAUGAAUGCGACUUAUGAAUACAUAUUUCAUGCAAGACACCCAACGAUUGUCUCAUUCUGGGAAGUGUUUGAAGAACUGUCAAGCCAGGACAAGAAAGCCUUUCUCUUGUUCCUGACUGGGUUUGAUCGAGUUCCCGUUCUGGGUAUGGGGCAGGUGAAGAUGACAGUGCGACAGCUGUUGAACUCCACACAGGAUCAUCUGCCCCAGGCCCUUACCUGCCAUACCAUACUGGAUCUCCCUGUAUACCAAACAAAAGAAAUACUUCGAACCAAGCUCAUUGAAGCCAUACACCACAGGAGAGGAUUCUGGGAAGAAUAAAAUGAUUGUGUCUCCACAAAUUCCAAAGUUAUAUCAUUUGUUACUGUGCUUUUAUAAGAAAAUGCAAACUCUGUUACCAGCGCUGUGUGUCUUAAUACAUACACCACAGGAGAGGAUUCUGGGAAGAUUAAAACGAUGGUUUCUUCAAA
Pangasianodon hypophthalmus (striped catfish) is the source of this 3238-nucleotide messenger RNA. RefSeq names its product HECT and RLD domain containing E3 ubiquitin protein ligase 56.1 (gene herc56.1). Gene Ontology annotation, biological process: protein ubiquitination; ubiquitin-dependent protein catabolic process. The record is from RefSeq and is a predicted model, not a curated record. The transcript is spliced from 24 exons. Gene Ontology annotation, molecular function: ubiquitin protein ligase activity. NCBI's taxonomy places the organism in Eukaryota, Metazoa, Chordata, Actinopteri, Siluriformes, Pangasiidae. Bases 105 to 3089 code for a protein of 994 amino acids.